This is a messenger RNA of Lodderomyces pseudojiufengensis, 1995 nucleotides long. RefSeq lists its product as uncharacterized. Bases 1 to 1995 code for a protein of 664 amino acids. The record is from RefSeq and is a predicted model, not a curated record. Lineage: Eukaryota; Fungi; Ascomycota; Pichiomycetes; Serinales; Debaryomycetaceae. The transcript has a single exon. Gene Ontology annotation, molecular function: ATP binding; protein serine/threonine kinase activity. Gene Ontology annotation, biological process: protein phosphorylation; intracellular monoatomic cation homeostasis; intracellular signal transduction.
AUGGGGUUAUUUUCCAAAAAGAAAUCAACUCCACUGUCACCAACGAAGCAAGAUUUAAAAUUAACAACUUCAAAUGAAUCAAUAAAAUCAGGAUCAUCAAUAUCAAGUGGAGGAGAUAAAGUUAAAAAUUUAUUCAAGACAAAUAAAUCAAAAAACAAUGACAUUAAAACUAUAACAUCUGAUUUACAACAUACAAAUAUAUAUUCAAACUCAAAUUUAAAUCCAAGUCCACCACAAUUGAGUCAAAAUUCUCUAGCUGUGCCGAAUGAUGGGAAUGGAUCUAAUCGAUUUAAGAAGAGAGUAAGUACUAUAAUUGAAACAGAGGAUAAUACAUCUGAUGACGAAGUUGAAAAUACAGACGAUGAUGAAGACAACAACGAAAAUGGUUCUAUCACUGGUGAUUCAGAAACAGAUGAAGAUGAAGAAGAAGAUCAUUUACAUCCCAUAAAACCAAAAUAUGACUCAACACAUCAUGAUUUAGCAAAACAAUUAUCAACAAUAAUGGAUUAUUGUGGUUUAAAAAAUUCAUCACAUUUAACAGAAGAAGCAAAUAAAGAAAGUCAAAAAACUUAUAGUUUAUUAGAUUCAGAAAACAAGAUUAAAAAAUUAUCUAGAAAUUUUAAUAAUUAUGAAUCUGUUAUAGGAGAAUAUCAAAUUCAAUUAAUUAAAAAUUUAAGUUUUAAAAUUUCAAAUUUAGUUGAAAAUAAAAAUUGUUCAAUUAUUACUUGUAAUAAAUCAUUAUACCAAAGGUAUGGAGUUAUUCGAAAUGUAGUGGGAAAGGGAGCUUAUGGAUUAAUUAAAAUUAUAAAUCCUGAUAUUAAUGAUAAAAACAGCAAAGGCUCGUCAUCAAUAACUAAUCCUAAUUCAAUUCCAAUUGGUAAAAACCUAUAUGUUGUAAAAGAACUAGCGAAAAGAAAAGAUGAAAAACCAAAUAAUUAUAUUGAAAGAAUAUUAAGUGAAUUUGUAAUAUCAUCAACUUUAAAUAAUAAGAAUAUAAUAGAAACAGUUGAUUUAAUGGGUACUUUCAUAGAUUCAAAUUUAAGAUUAAGUCAAGUUAUGCAAUGUAGUCAAGGAGGAGAUUUAUUUUCUUAUUUAUUAACUGGAUAUAAUUUAAAAAAUAAAUCAAUUGAAUUUAUGUCACUUUAUGAAAUUGAUUGUUUUUUAAAACAAAUUUCAAAAGGUUUAAAAUAUAUGCAUAAUCAUGGUGUAUCUCAUUGUGAUUUAAAAUUAGAAAAUAUUUUGAUUAGUUAUGAACAACCAACAACCACUACUAAUGAAAAUUGUGAAACUAAAAUAAUUUUAAAAUUAAGUGAUUUUGGAAAAUCUUUUGUAUUUAGAACUGCUUAUGAUACGCAAGAACAAUUAAUUAAUGGAAAUCAAGGUUUAAUUGGAUCUGGUCCAUAUAUUCCACCAGAAGAAUUUAUAGCAGUAAAAAAUAAAACCAACUAUUCAUCAUUACAAAAAGAUAAUUGGGCUUUAGGGAUUAUAGCAUUAGUUAUAUUAAAUUUAAGAAGACAUUAUUAUUCAGGUUUAAAAAAUGGAGCUUAUAGAUCAGGUAAUAAAUUAAUUGGAGGAAAUGAUGUAUAUGGUUAUAGUACUGGUUAUUUAUGGCAAACUACUGAAUUAAAAAAUUCAACAAAGCAAGAAUAUAAAGAUAAAGUAUUUAAUGAAUAUUCUAAAAAGAGAAUGAUUGCAGAUUAUGAAAAUAAAACUAAAGAAUGGUUAAUACGACAAAAGGGAACGUUUAAACCAAUUAAUAAUAUAUGUUUACCUAUAAAACCAACCACCAACAUUAAUAAUACUAUCGAUGAUAAUUCAAGUACAAGUACUAUUGAUCUGGAACCAGAAGAUGAAAUUAUUGAAGAAGAAGGUAGUGAAUUAAAUGAAUUAAGAGUUAUGUGUAUUUAUAAAUUAUUAGAUAUUGAUCCAUCUACAAGAAUGACAGUUGAUGAAUUUUUAAAAAGUGAUUGGAUGACAUCUACUGAGGUGUGUUAA